AUGGAUCUCAUCUCUGGCCUCAUGGCGCAACAGAAGACGCAGUCUGCCGAUGAGAUCAUUCCAAUGCUCUGUGACAGGCUGGCACAUGCACGCUUAGCGUCCGACAAGAGAGCCGCUAUUCUCACGUUGAAAGGGUUUUCGAGACAAUACCGUGAAUCUGUCAUUGCCAAUGGUCUCAGGGCCGUGAUUGCUACUAUGAAGGAGUACACGAUCGAUACUGACAUUAUCAAGGCGUGUUUGGAGACCAUUCUGAUUCUGUUCAUCAGAGGUGAAGGUGAUGAUGAUCUUACGAGGAGUUGGAUCUCUCAACAGUCUCGUAGCCAGAACGGCAAGUAUCCAUCGCCGUUGCUACUGAAGGAGGAGGGAUACUCCAUGGACCAGUUCUCCCUGUGGAUUGCUGAUGAAAUCACACAAAGCGAGGAGAAUAUUGCACUCAUUGUUUCCCUGUUGGAGAAUACAGACUUCUACGUGAGACUGUACACGUUACAACUUCUCGAAGCUCUGAUCUCCACACGCUCUGUUAAAACGAAGGAGUUGUUAUUGAACUCCCCAUUAGGGAUUCCGUCAUUGGUUCAGGUCCUGGAUGACGUUCACGACCCAGUGAGAAACGAGGCUGUCUUGCUCCUCAUGGCAGUUGCCAAUGACAAUUUUAGCAUCCAGAAACUCAUUGCAUUCGAAAACACGUUUGAUAAGUUAUUCGAAAUCAUUCAUGAAGAGGGUGACAUUAGAGGAAGUAUAGUCGUCCAGGAUUGUCUUACUCUGUUGGCCAACUUGUUGAAGUAUAACGUUUCGAACCAGAAACUGUUCCUGGAGACGAAUUGUCUUCCAAAACUGUCCUAUCUAAUUGCAGAACCUCUAGGAGAAGAGCAUAUUGUUUGGAAUGAUCAAAGACUGCAAAACGUUGAGAUCACCCUCGAUAUAGUCAAACUUCUUGUCACUAAUGGUAACGAAUCCACCAAGGCAAAUCAGAACCUUCUGCACGAUGCUGAUAUCUUCCUCAAUGUUUUACGUCUGUCGUUUUCCUUGAACACUCCGAACUCUCUAAGACCUCAUGCUCUGUUAACUGUGGCUGACUUGAUAUCUCAGAACAACGACAUCCAGCACAGCUUCAGUCACAUCGAUGUUCCAUACAUCGAUCCUACGCAGCCUAAACAGCUGCAAGUUUACAAAAACAGUGUUUCCGUUAUCACCUCCUUACUCAAUUGGUGUCUAUUGUUGAACUCGGUGCAUGUUUUUGAUAUUCGUGUUUCUGCUGCCUAUUUAUUGCGUGCGUAUUUUGACGGUAACGAUGAGGGCAUGAGCAGUUUUCUGGAUGAUCAGAUCGCCUACUUUCAUGGUGAAGUUGAUAUGGUUGAAGAACCCGAUACAAUUGUUGGAAAUGAUACUGAAAGUCGUGAUGAUCAAGAAACCCAAUUUAAUGGAUCCACUGAUCCUUCUGCUGAAAACGGUACAUCAGAACCUAGUACUCCAACAGUUGAUCCAAGAGAUGUUCCAAUUGCUAACAUAUUCCAUGCACUUCUGGAGUAUGACCCUGAUAUCAAGCUUAAUCCUUACAAGACUUGGUUUUCAGCUUGUACUCUGAUUUACCUUAUGAAGGAUAAUGAAGAAGUGAAAACCACUGUUAGACAAUUAACCUCAGGUGAUGCAGAGUCUGGCGAAGAAGUACUAUCAGCUAUCCAAGCCAUGUUCGGGAAUUUACUUGCUAAUGUUCACGCUCAAGAUCCACGAAUUGCCAUUUCUUAUUUGAUGAUCUUGAUUGUGAUGCUAUAUGAAGACUCUGCUGCUGUUGAUGACUUCCUCUCUGAUAUAUCCAACCUAAAGUCUCUUUUGCAGUUCUUAUCGCAACCAGAUGCUGAGAGUCCUAUAGUUCAAGGUUUGGCGACUGUUCUUGUUGGAAUUGCAUACGAGUUUUCUAGCAAAAACUCGCCAAUUCCAAGAGUGGAUCUUCAUUCACUCAUCAUUAAAAUUGUCGGCAAGGACAACUAUGCCUUCAAGAUUUUGCAACUUAAAGAAGCUCCAUUAUUCUAUACCUUCACUGAGGAGGAUAUCUUUCAUCCAUCCAAAGAUGAAACUGGUUUGCCUAGUGUAUUUCUAGAAUCGACUGUUGUUUGGUUGAUCAAAGAACAUUUUUACCGAAUCAAGAAUACCUUAAACCGUGAUCCAAAUAUUGAAUCCAAUGGUCGCUUGUCCUAUGAGAAAUACGAAUUGUUACAAGAUGAGCACCAUGAGCUUCAAUCCACCUACCAAAGCGUACUGCAAGAGUCCAAAAAAGUCAAGCACGAUAGUGAGCAGCAACUGAAGAAACUAUCCACUGACCUUGGUGAUGUUUCACACGACCUCGAUGUUCGCACUGAGGAGCUCACUGUGUUGAAGUCCAGAUAUUCUGAUCUAGAAUCUAAAUUCACGCAUACAUCAAAGGACCUAGCAGAAUUACAGAAACAGCAUGGAGAAUUGACAAAAGGCUUCGAAGAGAAAUCAAAAGAUGUUGAUUCUUUCGCAGAGCAAGUGUUGCAAAAAGACAACAGAAUUUCCAAGUUGGAAUCCGAACUUGAGAUGCUGAAGUCGCAAAAGAAUAAAGCUGAGGAUGGUAUCAAUAAAAUGAGUCGUGAGCUAUUCCAAUUGUCAAAAGAAAAGGAGGAUCUGGAAAAGAAAGUCAAGCAACUUGAGAAGGAGUCUCAAAAAUCAAUAAAGCAGCAGGAAAAACUAGACCAAUCACUCAAACAAAAGAAUGAGGAACUCAACUCCUAUAAAUCAAAAUUGGAUGCUGCUUAA
This is a messenger RNA of Williopsis jadinii, 2772 nucleotides long. RefSeq lists its product as uncharacterized. The transcript has a single exon. Gene Ontology annotation, biological process: vesicle fusion with Golgi apparatus; intracellular protein transport; endoplasmic reticulum to Golgi vesicle-mediated transport. Gene Ontology annotation, cellular component: ER to Golgi transport vesicle membrane; endoplasmic reticulum; cytoplasm. Bases 1 to 2772 code for a protein of 923 amino acids. The record is from RefSeq and is a predicted model, not a curated record. NCBI's taxonomy places the organism in Eukaryota, Fungi, Ascomycota, Saccharomycetes, Phaffomycetales, Wickerhamomycetaceae.